Messenger RNA from Anguilla anguilla (European eel), 1469 nucleotides. Its product is annotated as granzyme K. The transcript is spliced from 5 exons. The record is from RefSeq and is a predicted model, not a curated record. Bases 97 to 909 code for a protein of 270 amino acids. Gene Ontology annotation, biological process: proteolysis. Gene Ontology annotation, molecular function: serine-type endopeptidase activity. NCBI's taxonomy places the organism in Eukaryota, Metazoa, Chordata, Actinopteri, Anguilliformes, Anguillidae.
GCAGACACGCGGAUGUGAAGCCCAUUUAGCAUCGGUCUGCUCUGCACGCUCAGCUAUCUGAUCUCUGAUCUGGAGACGGGCGAAUCCUGCCGUAAGAUGUCUCCUCUGGGUCCGGCCGCUUGGAUCUUUCUCCAGAUUUUCUCGAGCUGGAAAUCAGCAGCAUGCUCUGAGGAGGGAAUCAUCGGAGGGAAGGAGGUGAAGCCGCACUCCAGCCCCUGGAUGGUGUCUCUCCAGAGCAGCGGGAAGCACGUCUGCGGUGGGGUGCUGAUCAAGGAUCAGUGGGUCCUGACUGCCGCACACUGCGAGAGUGAGUUUGGGCAGUGUACUGCAGUGGAGGCGGUUCUGGGGGCGCACUCCCUGCACGACAGAGACGCAGAGCGCCUGGGGGUUCAGGAGUGCAUCAAGUCUCGCACCUUCAACAAGAACACCAGAGCCGAUGACAUCAUGCUCAUCAAGCUUAAGAAGAAGGUCAAGGCAAAAGGCAAGAAGAUCCGGGUGAAAGAUCUCCCAAAGUCCGGUAAAGAUGUGCCUGUGGGGACAAGCUGUCAGGUGACCGGGUGGGGCGUGACCAAGGAGAAGGUCAGGGUGGCGUCAAACACCCUGCAGGGGGUGGAGGUGAAGAUUGAGGGCCGGGACCUGUGCAACUGCUAUUACAACAGCAACCCGGUGAUCACACAGGACAUGCUCUGUGCAGGAAACAAAAAGGCCAAGGCUGAUGCUUGCUUGGGUGACUCCGGCGGGCCACUGAUUUGUAAGAAGCUGCUGGUGGGCGUGGUUUCCGGUGGUCAUGGCUGUGGUGACCCCAAGAAGCCGGGCGUGUACACCCGCCUGUCAGAGCGACACCUGUCCUGGAUUAAAAAGAUCAUAAAGCAUCGCAGCAACAUCACUGCUCCUCUGACUGAUGUUUGAGUAAAGCCCUGCCCUCAGCUUCGUAAUGCAUACUUUCUUUUAAACUGCAAACUUAUUAGCAGUAUACUCUCUGUUAAACUGCAUACUUAUUAGCAGCAUACUUUCUGUUAAACUGCAAAGUUAUUAGCAGCAUACUUUCUGUUAAACUGCAUACUUAUUAGCAGCAUACUUUCUGUUAAACUGCAUACUUAUUAGCAGCAUACUCUCUGUUAAACUGCAUACUUAUUAGCAGCAUACUCUCUGUUAAACUGCAUACUUAUUAGCAGCAUACUCUCUGUUAAACUGCAUACUUAUUAGCAGCAUACUCUCUGUUAAACUGCAUACUUAUUAGCAGCAUACUCUCUGUUAAACUGCAUACUUAUUAGCAGCAUACUCUCUGUUAAACUGCGUACUUAUUAGCAGCAUACUCUCUGUUAAACUGCAUACUUAUUAGCAGCAUACUCUCUGUUAAACUGCGUACUUAUUAGCAACUGUGAAACUGUUAGCCUGGGUCAAGUAUACCAGGGCAUUAUUGGGAUUUUAAAGUAAUACGCAAAUAAAAUUUAUGCAAAAAUGCUCAA